Messenger RNA from Drosophila simulans, 2255 nucleotides. RefSeq names its product golgin subfamily A member 4 (gene Ndc80). Bases 121 to 2148 code for a protein of 675 amino acids. The transcript is spliced from 4 exons. Gene Ontology annotation, biological process: attachment of mitotic spindle microtubules to kinetochore. The record is from RefSeq and is a predicted model, not a curated record. Lineage: Eukaryota; Metazoa; Arthropoda; Insecta; Diptera; Drosophilidae. Gene Ontology annotation, cellular component: Ndc80 complex.
AGUCGCUACUGCAUCCCUGGAAACUAUCGAUUUGCCGAUAACAGGCGUUAAACGACGCGCGAUUCCCAAUCAAACUGAGUAAACAUUUAAUUUAAUCAACGUAGUUUCAAUAACGCCAAGAUGUCACACCUGAUGCCCCGGCGGACCAGCGAGUUCCGUGGCGAUGUACUGGAGGAGCGAGGCACUGCCGAUAAGCGGCAAACCAGGGCAACAAAGCGCAGUGCAGCCACGCACACGCCCUCCUCCAGCCAGGCGGCACCCAGAAGACCAUCCGCAUCGCGUCUGCCGCAGCCGCUGAACUUGGAGCGCGAUCGGGCCAGUCAAAUGGGCUUGACGCCCAAGCGAGGCCACCGGUUUGUGCCCUCCACUGCGGAGCGCGCAAUUGCGCCACACUCCGACAAGAAAUGGGUGGCGGAGCGGGCGCAGCAGAUCCUGGAAUACUUACAUGGCAUCCAGCACAGCGAGGCUCCCACAGGGCUAAUUGCGGAUCUCUUCAGUCGGCCCGGUGGGUUGCGGCACAUGACCAUCAAGCAAUUUGUUUCCAUUCUCAACUUCCUGUUUCAUCACAUCUGGCGGAAUCGGGUGACAGUGGGCCAGAACCAUGUCGAGGAUAUUACCAGCGCAAUGCAAAAGCUGCAGUAUCCUUACCAGGUGAACAAAUCAUGGCUUGUAUCGCCAACAACACAGCAUUCAUUCGGCCAUGUGAUCGUCCUGCUGGACUUUCUCAUGGACUUUGUACCGCCUCUGCCCUCGUCGGAUGUGGUGGAGGAGGAGUUUCCGUUUAUGGAAACCAUGGAGCAGCCCAGUUCGUAUUUGAAUAGCAUGCAUUGCGAGUCGACAACCAUCAUGUCCACCACCCAGGCGCACGCCAUUCAGCUAGAUGAAGAGCUCAAUGGUCUGCUCUUCGAAGAGGCUAGCAAAUGCAUUGCCUUGUGGGAUCAGGAGCUCACCAAGGAGGAGGCCAAGCUGCAGGCGGAGACCAGGGAUCAGGUGAUCAGCAAGAAGUGUGAUUUGCCCGAUCGCAAAGCCUUAGACCAGCUAAUCGGCGAUCUCAAAACGAAACUGCAGCAACUGGAGAAUAAGUUGCAUGAUCCCAGCGACGACAAUAAACUGAACAAACUGGAACGUCUUACCAAAGAGCACGACCAGCUUGCCCAACAGCUAGCUGCCAGUCAAGAGGAGCUGACCAAGAAACUGAAGCUAUUCGAACAGCUGUCUGCCCGGGCAGAAGAAAAGCAGUCUAAUCUCCGCCAGCAAAUGAAGUACGAAAAGCGUUUGGAGCAGGCGGUUAACAGCCAGAAGUUCUCUGCCCAGCAGCUAAAGGAGCUUCAAAUGAAGUGCGACGAUAUGGAAAACUACUCCAAGGCUUAUGAGCGCCAGGUGAAGGAGGUGUCCGAGCUGGAGCUGCAUCAGCAGGUGAUGCUGUCCCGCGCCAAGCAAAAGCAACUGGAUUCCGUUGAGGUCUUUAACUCGCACGUCCGCCACCUGAGCAUGGACCCAGUGAUUUGUGGCCUGAUAAAGAGCGGCAUUGGCCAGCAAUCGGACCUUACUCUGCCGCUAAAUCCCAACCAAAAGGACAUCUCGGAGCGGGUGCAGUGCCUGGAGUUGCUGGGCAAACUUCUGCAGCAGCACCGCCAGCAGAAUAUCGAUCGGCGUCAGAUGUUGGACAAGCAGGUGGCCAAAGUAAAGUCUGAUUCCAUCGAGUUGGACACGGAAAUCGCCACCUUGGACACUCAGUUGCGGGCGCAGAAGCAGCGUCUGACCAAAAUGGAGGCCAGCUAUCGGACCAAGCGCGACAUGCAUGCGCAGCACAGGCAGCAGCUGCUCGAGGAUCAGUACGACCAAACGGCCCGUCUGGGUGAGUUGGAGAAACAGGAGAAGCAGGCGAUGGAGAAGCUGGAAGCCAACAAGCAACGGAACGAGGAUCUACUCACCGCCGCCGAGCAGUUUCAGGAGCAGGAUCUCAAGGCCCGCAAAGAUCGCCUGGAAAAAUGCGAGCAGAAGCUGGCCAAAGCGGAGAACACGCUGCUCGCCGUGGAAUCAAAGGUCAACGCGACUCAGGCCAAGCUGAGCGAGGUGGAGCAAAAGGUGUACUCCGCCAAGCUGCCAUCCUUUCAGCCCGUGCUAGAGGCCAUCAAGAAUCAUUGAUUUGAUCCGGAUGUUUUGCUGUAGUCCAGUUGAUCUGUAAGGGAUUUAUUAAAGAGUACUCUUUGUUUUCAAAUUGAAAAGGCAAUGAAGCUGUUUGCAAUGUUCAA